Molecule: messenger RNA, 3044 nt
Organism: Somion occarium
Lineage: Eukaryota; Fungi; Basidiomycota; Agaricomycetes; Polyporales; Cerrenaceae
Source: the annotation of a GenBank genome assembly
UUCUCGACAGAGCGCUCAGCUACUCUUCCUACCUUCAAGAAUUGAAACUUGUUGCACUUGACUCGAAGGUAUAAAACGCAUCCAUUGAUCAGCCCCAAGUCAAGUUGCACAAGCUACAAUCGCUAUAUAUACCCGGUUGUCUUGCUUAAAAUGGUGCUCUUUCCCCGUCGCUGGUUCGGUCGCUCAUAUCCACCCGAGUACCUCGCCCAACACGACAUCAAGAAUGAAAUGUCAGGCGCAUCUUACGCCAAUGAUGAAAGAGAUACUGUACCAAGAAAGAAACCAAAGGCAGAUUCUACACCCAACGCUUCAAACCCAACUACCAUGGAGCACAGAAAGGAAUGCACCUUUGCCUCUGACGUUCCCAAAGUGCCCAUUCGUUCGAGUCUCAUAGAGACCGAGACGAUGGAAAACAAACUAGCUAAGGCUGACUUUCAGAACAUGACUGAAGUAGAUUACAAUAUCAUUGACUUUGUUCGACAAGUCUGGAAGUUCGGUCCUGAAGACCUUCCUCGUCGCGAGAAAGGAUACCAGUUCGACAGAGCGAACUGCUCUCUUUACGCUGCCAAACGAUACAUCAAAGAUGACACGUAUCAAAAGCAGCGUAUCACGGGAAACAAGGAGUGCUGUCGCGCGUUCGAGAACAUUAUCACAGGCCUUUGCAAAGAUUUGGAUGAAGCUCAGCGAUCUGAGACGUGCGGGUUUCCUGGCGUGUUUAGGUUGCACGACCGGGCUCCGGCUAGUGACGUCGUAGACUUCAGACCAGACUUUGGGUACGUGCCUGAGACAGAGCUGACAGAUCACAUGUGGGCCAGCUGGGGAGCCUAUGGAGAGCUAAAGAAGCGAAAAAUCACACCUGACAAAGCUCCAGUGGUCACGAACGACAUGCUUGACAUGCUCCUCAACCGAUCUGAAAAUUCUCAAUUACCAGGUGGCAACAAGAGUCGGAGGACACAAUCUGUCCCACCGAAUUUUCAGGAGGAGAUUCCUCCUUCUAUUACUGAAAGUCCUACUUCAAGUCGGAAGCGCAAAGCCGGCAGCGAGUAUGAAUCUUCACCACCCAAACGUCGCAAGAUAGUACACACGGUGCCAAUUUCUGACCUUCCACAUGGCGUGAGUUUCACAGAAGACGAUUUUCAGGCCGCGAAGUAUGUCGACAAGCUUAUAUCGCAUGGGAUUCGCAACUAUGCCAGUGGAUUCGUUGUCGAGGAGACGAAGAUGUCCCUUUGGUACACUGAUCGUAUGGGUCUGGUCAAGUCAAAGGGGUUUGACAUAUUUGACGAACCAGAGUAUUUUCUUCUUGUGAUCGCUGCUCUUCAUUUUGCCAGCCCCCCGAAGCUUGGCUUUAAUCCCCUCAUUGAAUACACACAGAAGUCUAUUCAAAGUUACGAGAAGGGAGUCCUUAAGCUAUCUCGUUCAUACGAUAUCACAGGACGGGAAUUGAAAGAUCUCUCGUUCCUGUUGAACGUCUCGGCAGAGAAGCCCCUUACGGUUGCACGCGGUGCUGUAGGACGUGGAACGACGGUGUUUCCGAUCCAGGCUCUCGGGGCUGCGAAGGAUCUCUUCGAGGACGAGGGCUUAGUUGCCAAAUUUUCCUGGCAGCCAACGAACCGAGUGAACGCUGAGGAUGGCAUCAUUCGAGUUAUUCGACAGAAGAUUGGAAAGAGCAGGACGAAGAAACAUCUCUUGAAGCAUAUUGUCGACCUCAAGUGCUCCUUAGAUUUGACGGCCUCGGAGCUCGGUCUGCCGAGGGCAUCAAUGUAUCUGUCAGAAGCCUGCGAGCUUCGCAUCUUCCGCGUUCUCAUCGUGAAGGAGUACCUGCCUUUAGAAUGUGUACGCCGCGUGGCCGAAUUUGAACGAAUCUUUAUCGACGUGGUGCAAGUGCAUCGGUAUGUUUUCGAUACGGUCAAAAUCCUCCAUGGUGAUAUCAGCGUAAGCAAUGUCAUGUUCUACCGGGAACCCGGGGGGAACGUGAUUGGGGUGUUAUCGGACUGGGAUCUUUCGACGUAUAAGAAUGGCCCCUUGGUUUUUGACGAAGUGGAGGGUGAUUUCCCCUUGACCAUUCCCCAAGAUAAGGAGAGACAAGCUGCCGAAGACGAGUCUGUCGAAGAGCAGCUCCAGAUGAAGAAACCAAGGAACAAGGCAGGGACAGGCCCCUUCAUGGCCUUGGAUCUGUUGGGCUCCACACCAAUCCUGCAUCGUUACCGACAUGACCUAGAGUCUUUCUUCUAUCUGCUUUGCUACUUCUGCGCGACUUUUGUUCCCCCGAAGCCCCACCAAACCGAGGGAUCCUUCAAAUUCCUCCCUGGAUGGGAACAUUCCAACCUGAAAAGUGUUUGCAUUGCGAAGAAGGCAUUUCUGAACAGCCAAGGCCGUGGGUUUCAAACUCUCUUCGCAGAAACGCACAAGUCGUAUCGACCAUUGCUCGGGAAAUGGGUUGAGCCCCUUUGGUUGCAGUUCAAUGAUAUUCGUGGCAUUGCUGAGGAGCUUGAGAAUAAGUACGGACAUGCCAGGCUUGCCUGGGAGUUCAGGCAUGUCGAUGGCGAGGCAAAAUAUCUGGAGUCUCUGCGAUCUCUAAAGAAGGUCGCUAACAAAGCUGACAGGAUUAUCACCUACAAGAAAUUCAUCCGAGUGUUACUGAGAUAAAUGGUGUUGUACGCUGAUGAAUGAUACUCUAUACUGUGUCUUACCUCCAAAGCGAAUUAUAUUCGCUCUCACCGUGCCCUUAUCCGGGUCCAGAAUGUCAUAAGAGGUCAAUGGUGAAGGAGUGUCGGAGGCACGUAUGUACCGUGUUGGAAAGCCAACAACUUCGACAUCAGCGUCUUUUAGACUUUCUUCGAACUGAGAGCCACUCGAGAGCACUCCCGAUCCGACAACGGACUCCGAGUUCGCAACCGCUGGAAGGAUGGGGGUUCUAGUAGCGCCCUUGCACGACGUAUACCAUGUUCCGAUUGUAAUCGGCGUACUUAUUGUCAAUGCGUUACUUUCUAUGUACGAGACAAAAGAAUGACGGUAUGCUUGAGGGUGUCAUAACUCUUUGGAUG